Messenger RNA from Lodderomyces margitis, 525 nucleotides. RefSeq lists its product as uncharacterized. The record is from RefSeq and is a predicted model, not a curated record. The coding region runs from base 1 to 525 and encodes 174 amino acids. The transcript has 2 exons. Lineage: Eukaryota; Fungi; Ascomycota; Pichiomycetes; Serinales; Debaryomycetaceae.
AUGUCAAAAGCUUACCGCACCUUCUUGGACACAAUACAGCACAACUGCAAUAUACCGUACGAUAUUUUUGAUGGUGAAGAGAAGGUGAGAAUUUUGCACCCUUCAGGGUUUCAAGGGGAGACAGAAAUAAUAAAGUUUUUCGAUUCUUGGUUUAAGGAAAAUGAGAUAUUGAGUUCAUGUAUAAUGGAGAACAGUAAAAUCCGGUUGUCUGAGAUUGCAUCCUUGGAGCUAGUUAUGUCUGCUGACGAAUUUGUGGAGAUGAAAAGUCAAUUUCCACCCGUGGACGGCUACUUACAACCCAGAGAGUUGAGAAUACAUUUGAAUUUGGUUCAAAACAGUGUAGGAAAGGCUGUUGACACAAAAUACCCAAGCGAUUUCCCCAUCGGAUGGGUAACCGACUUAUUCGUUCCAAAGAAGGUUCAGCUAUUCAGUUUGCAUUACUAUUCUUCCAAUACCACAGCUGGUAAUCUUGGUGCUUUGCUCCAAAAAAUGCUUUCCCUUUUAGAAAUCGAUCUUAGCUCUUGA